Lactuca virosa is the source of this 1688-nucleotide messenger RNA. Lineage: Eukaryota; Viridiplantae; Streptophyta; Magnoliopsida; Asterales; Asteraceae. The record is from the annotation of a GenBank genome assembly.
ACUUCUUCGUUUUCUUCGGAGAUAGAGAAAGAAACACACAACAACCGAGAGAGAUGCACAAAUUCGCAACCUCAUUGCGGAGGCGAACCUCCGGAACAGAUCAAUUCCGGCGAUGUUUCUCUCAACUAGCUCAACGGCAAUCAUCGAUUGAAGAAUCCGGUGGAGUUCCGAUCAUACCAGCUUUUGAUUACUCUCCUCCGCCGUACACUGGUCCUACCGCCGAGGAGAUCCUCCGUAAGCGUAAAGAGUUUCUUAGCCCUGCCAUGUUCUGCUUCUACAAGAAACCAUUAAACAUUGUACAUGGGAAAAUGCAAUAUUUAUUCGAUGAGAAUGGGCGAAGAUUUCUUGAUGGUUUUGGAGGGAUCGCUACUGUGAAUUGUGGUCACUGUCAUCCUGACGUGGUCAAAGCAAUCAUAAAUCAGACCACCACCUUACAACACUCCACCAUUCUCUAUCUCAACCACUCCAUGGCAGAUUUCGCCGCUGCUCUCGCCGGAAAAAUGCCCGGCGACCUCAAGGUGGUGUUUUUUACGAAUUCGGGUACGGAGGCUAACGAACUGGCACUGAUGAUCGCACGAUUAUACACAGGCUGCCAGGACAUCAUAUCAUUAAGGAACGCGUACCAUGGGAACGCAGCCGGUACAAUGGGUGCUACGGCUCAAUCUAACUGGAAAUUUAAUGUUGUUCAGAGUGGGGUCCAUCACGCAGUAAAUCCAGACCCGUACAGAGGACAAUUCGGGUCGGAUGGAGAAAAGUAUGCCAAAGAUGUCGACGACUUGAUCCAGUUUGGAACUUCUGGAAAUAUUGCUGGUUUUAUUUUUGAAGCAAUUCAGGGUGUUGGAGGAAUUGUUGAAUUGGCCCCAAAUUAUUUACCUCCGGUUUAUAAAACUAUUAAGAAAGCAGGAGGACUUAUGAUCGCUGAUGAAGUUCAAGCGGGAUUUGCACGCACCGGAACUAACUUUUGGGGAUUCCAAAACCAAGGAAUUGUUCCCGAUAUAGUCACAAUGGCAAAGGGUAUUGGAAAUGGGAUUCCGCUUGGUGCGGUGGUGACUACACCAGAAAUCGCGAAAGUUUUAGCCCGUCGAAGUUAUUUCAAUACGUUUGGCGGAAACCCGGUUUGUACUGCUGCGGGCCAUGCGGUUCUCAAAGUUAUUGAGAGAGAAAAUCUUCAAGAAAAUGCUCAUGUCGUUGGAUCUUAUUUAAAGAAACGUCUCAUCUCUCUCAAAGAUAAGCACGAAAUUAUUGGGGAUGUUCGUGGAAGAGGACUAAUACUUGGAGUUGAGCUAGUUACCGAUCGCAAACUCAAAACUCCGGCAAAGACAGAAAUAUUGGAGAUAAUGGAGACAAUGAAAGAUUUAGGGGUAUUGGUUGGAAAAGGUGGAUUCUAUGGAAAUGUUUUCAGAAUCACUCCACCGCUAUGCUUCACUAAAGAAGAUGCAGAUUUUCUUGUGGAUGUGAUGGACUACUCGAUUUCAAAGCUAUGAAGAUGGGGCAUGGCCAAAGAGCAUCUUGUAUGUGUACUACUUAUAAAGUAAGACAUAAUGAAUUUAUCAUAUAUUUGUAUGAUAUAAAUUAUGGGAAAAUGUGUGUGAUUAAAAUGUUGGGCAAUAUUGAUAAAAAUUGUAAGGGUCAACAGCUCGUUGACUCUCUUUGUAUCUGUUAUAUUCUCUUUCUAAAUAAAAAUGUCA